UCAGAACCGCGCGCCCCAUUGGCUCGACGCCUCCCUCCACCGCGCAAACACGCGCGCUCCGGUCGCCCGCCAAAAAGCUUUUCUCUCCUCGCCGUCUCUCGCUCCGUUUUCCGCAGCAUUUUGUUGUUGUAGCGGGCGGCCGGGUUGAUUUCACCCGGUGGUGUUGAGGAAAGAGCCACGCGUGUGUGUGUUGGCGUUCGAGAAUCGGAUGGACCAGGCGGACAGAGGCGGCGGCGGAGGACCGCGUGGGCGCGGGCGGAAAUGGAAGGGGAAGGGAGUGAGCGCCGCGGCCUCCUCCCCCGCUGCGGAGACGCGGCAGCAGCCGGCGCCAGUUUUAGAAAACGCGCCGGCGGCCGCAGCAUUGCUUCGUCCCCUGAAGAAGAUCCGCAGCCCCGAUCGCGGCCUCCAGCGCUCCGUGUCCUCGCUGUCGUCGGCCCCUGCUUCCCCCGACUCGUCCACUGUCUCCAACCCCAUGUCUCCUCCGUCGAUGUCCUUGCCGAAUCAGCCGCCGCCAUCGACGCGACAUAUAUUUCCGUUCGCGUACGAUCAGUCUCCGGGCGCCGCCGCGGUACCAAGGCUCCUCCCGCUGCUGCAGCACUCCAGCUUGUACCCGCAGCCUCUCCUGCCUCCGCAGCAGCACCAGCAACCGCAUUUGCAGCAUCAGCAAAUGAUAUCGUUCGGCAGUAGCCAGCAGCAGCAGCAGCAGCAGCCGCAAUUCGGGUCGGCGGCGUCUCCUCUGUUCCCGCCGCAGUUCCUGCCGCCGGAGGAGCAGCAACGCCUGCUGCUGCGCUACUGGAGCGAGGCGCUGAACCUGAGCCCCCGAGGCGUGCGCGGAGGCGCCGUGCCGCCGUCGCUGUACCAGCACCUGCUGCGCGCGCCUGGGCCGCCCAAGCUGUACCGCGGCGUGCGUCAGCGCCACUGGGGGAAAUGGGUGGCUGAGAUCCGCCUACCACGGAACCGCACCAGGCUGUGGCUUGGCACCUUCGACACCGCGGAGGAUGCGGCCAUGGCGUAUGACCGCGAGGCCUUCAAGCUCCGCGGCGAGAACGCGCGUCUCAACUUCCCCGACCUCUUUCUUGGCAAAGGCCGCACUGGGGGGAGCGGACGCACCAGCGCCAGCGCAGCGGCCUCCUGCUCCUCCUCCUCGUCUUCAGCUCCACCAACGCCGGACGAGAGCAACACGCAGCAGCAACCUCAGCAGCCGCAGCAACAUACAGAAGAUUCGUCCAACCCUGAACAGAAGCCUCUGCUUUCCUCCGCAGCAGAGCAGGACGGCAUUCCGGAACCCGAGCCAAAUCCUCUGCUCCAGACAGCCGAACAACAGGGCAGCAACGGCAACACGGCCAUGUUCCAGCCGUCGGCGACGUCCGGCGGCAUAUGGGGGCCAGCUGACGAGGCGUGGUUCAGCGCGUGGGGGCCAGGGAGCUCCGUCUGGGACUACGACAUCGACAGCGCCCACGGCCUCCUCCUCCAGUCUCGCUUCGCCGGUGAGCAGAUCGGCAUGGACUACGCCUACACCGCGCCGGAAGUCCUCGUGGCACCGGUGCCGGCGGUAGGGACAGCCAUGGCCACUGUCGCUUCGUCCUCUCCUCUGCCUCCUCGUCCUCCCCCUCAGCACAGUCCAACCUUCACAUGGAAGGACUGAGCAUGCUCACUAUUUCUUCUACAGCGUCACAAGCAGGAACACCUAGGUUGUGGGAUGCACACAGGUUGCAAUUUUUUUGAGACAGCUUGUGGCAUCGCACAGUAUGAUUAGUUAUCACGUCGCAGGAACAUCUCAACUUCUCGAGGGCAUUUCCAUUCCCGACCUUCCUCUCUGACCAAUUUCCACCGGAAAACCACAAGGAGAAACCCAGCUGCAUUUUUUAGGCUGGGAUAAGGAUGGUCAAAUAUUACAAGCGCCAUCCUUAUCGAUCUUCCCAUGAUUGUUCAAAGAUGAACUCUUUUAGACAUUUGACUAGCUAGUGAUCAUAUCAGUGUCUGCCCCUGCAGAAUCUGCAGUUGAAUGUAGCAUGUAAGGGUUUAGGGAUUCUUGAAAGAGGCUUAGAAAAGAGGAGACGGGUUUUAUGCUCUCCUCUGUUCUUACUUGAUGCUUGUUUUUUUCUUGCACGUACUAUCAUGUACUCAUGUGUGUGUUCUUGAUUUGGAAGAGAUGUGCCAUCGUAAGGUUCUUAUAUGUACUAUA
Molecule: messenger RNA, 2185 nt
Organism: Oryza brachyantha (malo sina)
Lineage: Eukaryota; Viridiplantae; Streptophyta; Magnoliopsida; Poales; Poaceae
Product: ethylene-responsive transcription factor ERF054-like
Exons: 1
Coding region: 209-1645 (478 amino acids)
Biological process (GO): regulation of DNA-templated transcription
Molecular function (GO): DNA-binding transcription factor activity; DNA binding
Source: RefSeq, a predicted model, not a curated record